Messenger RNA from Penicillium hordei, 444 nucleotides. RefSeq lists its product as uncharacterized. The transcript has 3 exons. The record is from RefSeq and is a predicted model, not a curated record. Bases 1 to 444 code for a protein of 147 amino acids. Lineage: Eukaryota; Fungi; Ascomycota; Eurotiomycetes; Eurotiales; Aspergillaceae.
AUGUAUAAGCAGAUACCUAUUGCCGGCACCGAGGUUGAGAAGGCUCCAAUCCGGGCCGCGCAGGCGGUCAAGUCGCAUGAGCCUACAGAGUUAACCACUUUUAAAUUCCUCGAACAGAAGGGCUGCGAUGUUAUCCCUCGCCUGCUUGGAUAUCAAUCCGACCAACAAGACGGAGACGAUACCAUCCCCGGGGGGACUAUCACGACGGUUAAAGCCUGCGGGUACCUCCUAGGUACUGGUAUGCGCAAGAUCAUAUACGACUGGCCCACCAAAACGAUGCACCUAUCGGGAUUAUCCAGCCCGACUCGUACUACCGACGGCACUCAGUGGUCGGAUAGUAUCUACGUUAACUAUGGACUUGUUCGGCCACCUACGGGUAUGGACCAGUUCUUUCCUAUCCGCAGCGUGGAUUUGCAGUAUGCUGACAAGGGUUGGAUAUGCUAG